Molecule: messenger RNA, 1127 nt
Organism: Macadamia integrifolia
Lineage: Eukaryota; Viridiplantae; Streptophyta; Magnoliopsida; Proteales; Proteaceae
Exons: 2
Coding region: 60-914 (284 amino acids)
Molecular function (GO): zinc ion binding
Source: RefSeq, a predicted model, not a curated record
UGCACCAAGCCAUCGAUGAAAUAUUUCCAGGCAGUCACUAUAGAUGCUACAGUAGACAUAUGUACCAAAAUUUUAGAAGCAAGUUUCCAGGUGUGCUACUUAGAAAGUAUUUUUGGUCAACAGUUGUGGUUUCCACUACAUUCUUGUUUGAAAAGGCAAUGUCAAAUAUAAAAUCAAUUAACAAGGAUGCAUAUGAUUGGUUGAACAAUGUUAAAGCUGAGAUGUGGUUUCGACAUGCAUUUGAAUUUUUGUGCAAAAGCGACCAUGUCACCGACAAUGUGGUUGAAUGUUUUAAUCAAUGGAUUGCACCUUUUAGGAGCAAGCCUGUCCUACUCGUAGUUGAUGAGAUACGAAAGUUGUUGAUGGAGAUAAUAUAUAAGAGAUAUCAGGAGGGUUGCACAUACACUGGGAUUGUCACACCGAGAAUAAAGAAAUUGCUGGAUUUGAUCCAAACACAAUCAAGAGGAUGUAUGGUCCAAGCUGCUGGGGUAUAUGAGUUUGAGGUCACAGAUACUGAAGGAAGGCAUGUGGUCGAUUUGAAAAAACAAACUUGUUGUUGUAAAGAAUGGGAAGGUUCUGGAUUACCAUGUAAGCAUGCAGCAGCAUGCAUUGUUAGUAAGAGAGAAAACUUGGAGAAUUACUGCCAUGAGUACUAUAGCAUAAGAACAUAUUUGGCAGCUUAUGAGGGUAUUAUCCAUCCUUUACCUGGACUUCAAGAGAUAAGUGAAGAACACAGAAUUGGCAUUAUACAACCUCCACCAAUCAAAAGACUUUCAGGAAGACCACAUUCUCUUAGGAAGAAGGAAACUGAUGAAGUCUCACCUGGUAAGAAAAAAAAAGAUCAAGAGUUGCCAAUUGUAGCAGAUGCAACCAAGAAGGUCACAACAAGAGAAGAUGUACAAGACCUCCAGUGAAACAGAAAGCAAAAUCAUCCCAGAGAACUCAGCAGCCUGGAAGUCAACAUGAUACUAGUAAUUCUCAAAGAAUGACCAGAUCACAAGCUUUUUCAAUGACUAUUGAGUUGAGCAUGCAAGCCAAGGUUAAUGUACAAUUACAAGCUAAGGAAGCCAAAAGGAAAGCAAGGGAAUAGAGGAAGAAGGCAACUACUGGUGGAAGUUGAAUGCAAC